This is a messenger RNA of Cadophora gregata, 1968 nucleotides long. RefSeq lists its product as uncharacterized. The transcript is spliced from 4 exons. Gene Ontology annotation, molecular function: prenylcysteine oxidase activity. Gene Ontology annotation, biological process: prenylcysteine catabolic process; prenylated protein catabolic process. The record is from RefSeq and is a predicted model, not a curated record. Lineage: Eukaryota; Fungi; Ascomycota; Leotiomycetes; Helotiales; Ploettnerulaceae. The coding region runs from base 59 to 1714 and encodes 551 amino acids.
CGAUGCGCCGAGUCAUUGACCGAAGUCUACGGGCUCCACUCGGUAUCACAUCUUCAAAAUGUUCGCAGGCUGGAACCUCGUUCUGACGCUCAUUAUCACGUCGUUUGUCCGCCAAAGUCGCGGAUUCUGGCCAUUUACAGUUUCCGCCUCGACCGAUGCUCCCGACACCGUUUACUCAGAUGCAGGUGCCAAACGUAUUGCAAUAAUCGGAGCUGGUGCAGCAGGAAGCUCGGCGGCAUAUUACCUGGAACGAUUUGCCAACAAGUCCGAAGUUGCAAUCAACGUGACCGUAUUUGAGCGCAAUUCCUAUGUUGGCGGGCGUACAACGACUGUCAAUGCAUAUGGCAACCCUCUGGAACCUGUGGAGCUUGGAGCAAGUAUUUUCGUCGAAGUUAAUUCCAUUCUUAAGAACGCUAGCCGUGAGUUUGGCCUCCAUGCAAAAGAAUCCGGCACCGGCACGGAGAUCCUCGGCAUUUGGAAUGGAAAGACCUUCGUCUAUACUCAAAAGGAGGGUGGCUGGAAGUACUGGGAUCUGGCUAAACUUUUCUGGAAAUAUGGUCUUGCUCCAUAUCGCACUCAGCGUCUGAUGCGAAUAGUUGUUGGCAAGUUCUUGAAGCUUUACCAGUUUCCAUUCUUUCCUUUUAGAUCAUUGUCUGAUAGAGCACUUGACCUUGAUCUCAUUUCCGUAACCGCACAGACAGGACAGGAGCUUCUUGCUAGUAAUAGCAUUGGUGCUUCUUUUGCGACCGAUAUCGUUCAAGCCAGUACACGAGUCAAUUAUGGUCAAAAUAUUGCUACAAUUCACGGUUUGGAAACAAUGGUUUGUAUGGCUAUCGAAGGAGCUAUGCAAAUUGACGGAGGAAAUUGGCAAAUCUUCGAUAGCAUGUUGAAGACGACGAAGACUACGACUCUGCUCAACACUACCGUAAGCGCAAUUUCAAAGACCAACGGCAGAUACAGCAUCAAAACAAAAUCUGAGGACUCCACCACCCUACGGACCGUGCUUAGUCAAGAGUUGUUCGAUACGGUCGUCCUUGCCGCUCCGCUUCAAUAUUCUGAUCUGAAACUUGAGAAGGGGCUUCUAAAGCACACACCUGAUGAGAUUCCCUACGUAACAUUACAUGUAACUCUCUUCACCACCAAAAAGACAUUCAGCCCGUCAUUCUUUAACCUCGCUCCUGGCGUUGAGGUCCCCACGACCGUUCUCACCACUCUUCCAGUGGACGAGAUUCCAGAAGAUCCUACGAAAGGUGUGGGCUCACCAGGUUUCUUCAGCAUAAGCACCCUUCGCCAAGUUAUCAACCCAGCGACUUCGGAGCAAGAGUACCUUUACAAGGUCUUCUCUCCCGAGAAAUUGACAUCCAAUUUUCUUUGCAAGCUUUUUGGCACCCAUGUCCCUCAAGAUCUGUCCGCCGUGACCCCAGACUCCGGUGAGGCAAUAACUUGGUACUAUUCCAAAGUCUGGCAUUCAUAUCCCUAUGAGUUCCCACGCGUCACCUUUGAGGACCCAGAGCUCGCGCGAGGUUUUUACUAUACUAGCGGCAUUGAGAGCUUCAUUAGCACGAUGGAAACCAGUGCCCUGAUGGGAAUGAAUGUGGCAAAGCUCAUCGUCAACGAUUACUUGCAGCUUGUUGUAGAUCAAGCUGACAUAGAGGAUCCCGCACAACCUGUUCUUGGACACAAUUCGAAGAUCGAGCACGUGGAGGAACUGUGAUUGCUGAGUUUUCGUGGAUUUUGGCUUAUAUUGUAUGUGUUUAGGCCAUAGCUGCUAAGUUCUUUCUCCAGGAGAAAUAUUCAGACUCAAUGUUGCACGUGGUCCCGUUCAUUUCCCGGGACACAAAAGUUAUUUGUCGAAUCUCUUUAGUCAUUCGACGUGUCUUAUCUGACACAACUAGUUCCUCCUUAGUCGUAAUAUUGAAGCGUGUUCAUUUACAUGGUAAGGUGUGACAAAGUCGUGACGAUGAGAAG